AUGGAGGAGAAGAUCCAGCCGCACAUCGUCCUGCUGUCCGGAGACCCGAAGAAGGCCUACGACGGACUGCUGCGCGACAUCGGCGAUGCGCAGGUGGUUCUGAUCGGGGAGGCCAGCCACGGGACGCACGACUUCUACGAGGAACGGGCCAAGAUCACCAAACGGCUCGUCGAGGAAAAGGGCUUCUCCAUGGUGGUGUGCGAGGCGGACUGGCCCGACAUGGCGCGCGCGCACCGCUACGUGCGCGGCCUCAAGGGCGACGGCAGCGCCGCGGAGGCGCUCGAGGGGUUUAAGAGGUUCCCCACCUGGAUGUGGCGCAACACCGUCAUGGUGGACUUCGUGGAGUGGGCUAAGAAACACAACCAGGAGAUCUUUGCGAAGGAGCGGGCCGGCGAGAAACUUGAAAACACUUCUACGGUGGGUCUGUACGGCUUCGACCUGUACAGCCUGCACAAGUCGAUGGAGGCAGUCAUUGAGUACCUCGAGAAAGUCGACCCAGAUACGGCGGAGCGCACCAAGAAGCGCUACUCGUGCUUCGACCACUUCGGGCGCGACCCACAGCUGUACGGGCUGGCGACAACGGCCGGCGGAGCCGACCCGUGCGAGGACCAAGUCGUCCAAGUGCUUAAAGACCUCAUGCGCCUGGCGCCCGAGAAGCUGCGCUCCGCGAAUCACGACCGGGACGCCACGUGUCACGAGGACGAGCAGUUCUUCGCGGUGCAGAAUGCCCUCGUGGUGAAAGACGCGGAGCAGUACUACCGGUCGAUGUACCGGGCACGUGACAUGAGCUGGAACCUCCGGGACAAGCACAUGUUCAACACGCUCAAAGCGCUGAUCGCGCACUGCGAGCGGCUGAGCGGCAGCCCUGCACGCACGGUGGUGUGGGCGCACAACUCGCACCUGGGCGACGCGCGCGCGACGGACAUGAGCUGGCGCCGCAAGGAGCUCAACGUGGGCCAGCUCGUGCGCGAGCACUACAAGGAAAAGGCGUUCAACAUCGGCUUCAGCACGUAUACGGGGACGGUGACGGCGGCCUAUGAUUGGGGCGAGCCCGCACACUGCAUGAAGGUCAACCAGGGCAUGGCCGGGAGCUUCGAGCGGCUCUUUCACAAGGUGUCGCCGUCUCGCUUCCUGCUUGAUGUGAGCAAUCACGUGCCGAAGCACCUGGAGCUCCUGGAGCGUGCGAUCGGGGUCAUUUACCGGGCUGACACCGAGCGCUUCAGCCACUACUUCCAGGCACGGGUCGCCCAGCAAUUCAAUCGUGUCAUUCAUCUGGACUGGACCCGCGCCCUGGAGCCCCUUGAGUGGGGCGAAAAAUGGACCAUGCCCAAGGACGAACCGCCGGAGACGUUCCCGUUCGGAGAGUAG
Klebsormidium nitens is the source of this 1368-nucleotide messenger RNA. The record is from the annotation of a GenBank genome assembly. Lineage: Eukaryota; Viridiplantae; Streptophyta; Klebsormidiophyceae; Klebsormidiales; Klebsormidiaceae.